AUGGCCGACUCUGUCGCUUAUGACAAGUACAUGAAGGACACUUUCGAUGAGGGCGCCAUCGACGUCGACGAUCUGGAUGUCGCCAGCUACAACAACACCUACACUGCCGGCAAGGGCGCAGAAUACGACGACGACGACGAGUACGCUGAAGAGAUCUCCCAAGAGGACUGCUGGGAUGUCAUCCGAGCCUUUUUCGAGGAAAAGGGCCUCGUCCGCCACCAGCUCGACAGUUUCAACGAGUUCAUGUCCAACACCAUCCAGGAACUCGUCGAAGAGGUGCGCAGCCUCACCCUCGAGCAGAGCGACCAGCACUCGGGCCAUGCAGAGGACAAGACUCGUCGCUACGAGAUCGAGUUCGGCCAGAUCUACCUCAAUAAGCCCACCAUGACCGAGUCCGACGGUAGCUCCGCCCAGCUCUUCCCGCAAGAGGCGCGCUUCCGUAACCUUACCUACUCGGCCUCGCUCUUCGUCGACGUCACACAAAAGGUGCUUGUCCAGAGCCAAGACGAGGUCGACCUCAACGGCGACCCGGCCUGGGUCCCCGAGUACGGCAAGACCGACGUCGAAGAGCAGCAGAUCUUUAUCGGCAAGGUGCCCAUCAUGCUCAAGUCCGACUUCUGCUGGCUGAAGGGCCUCGACGACGAAAUGUCAUACUCGCUCAACGAGUGUCCCUACGACUUCGGCGGCUACUUUGUCAUCAAUGGUUCCGAAAAGGUGCUCAUCGCCCAGGAGCGAAUGGCCGCCAACCACGUCUACGUCUUCUCCAAAGCGCCCCCCGCCCCCGUCACCUUCCUCGCCGAAAUCCGCAGUGCCGUCGAAAAGGGCGGCAAGACCAUCUCCACCAUGCAGGUCAAGCUCUUCUCGCGCAACAAGGAAAAAACAGCCAACAACACAAUCCGCGCCACCCUCCCCUACAUCCGCAACGACAUUCCCAUCGUUAUCGUCUUCCGUGCCCUCGGCAUUGUCCCCGAUCGCGAGGUGCUCCAACACAUCUGCUACGACUUCAACGACACUCCCAUGCUCGAGAUGCUCAAGCCAUGCAUCGAAGAGGCUUUCGUCAUUCAGGACCGGGACGUCGCUCUCGACUUUAUCGGCCGUCGAGGUACCACCACCGGUCUCUCGCGUGCCAAGCGUACCGUCUACGCGCAAGAGAUCCUCCAAAAAGAGAUGCUCCCGCACAUCUCCACCUCGGAAGGCUCCAACACCAAAAAGGCUUACUUCUUUGGCUACAUGAUCCACCGUCUUCUCCUCGCCGCUCUCGACCGUCGCGAGAUCGACGACCGUGACCACUUUGGCAAGAAGCGUAUCGACCUCGGCGGCCCGCUCAUGGCCAACCUCUUCCGCAUGCUCUUCCGCAAAGUCACUCGCGACGUCUAUCGCCAUCUCCAGAAGUGCGUCGAGGAGCACCGCGAGUUCCACAUCCAGGCCGCCGUCAAGUCCAGCACCAUCACCAACGGCCUCCGCUACUCGCUCGCCACCGGCAACUGGGGCGACCAGAAGAAGGCCAUGCAGGCCAAGGCCGGCGUUUCUCAGGUGCUCAACCGCUUCGCCUUCGCCUCCACCCUCUCCCAUCUUCGCCGUACCAACACCCCCAUCGGUCGUGACGGCAAGAUCGCCAAACCCCGUCAGCUCCACAACACCCACUGGGGCAUGGUCUGCCCCGCCGAGACCCCCGAAGGUCAGGCCUGUGGUCUCGUCAAGAACCUCAGUCUCAUGGCCACCGUUACCGUCGGCACCCCUUCCGCCCCCAUCGUCGAGUUCCUCGAGGAGUUCGGUCUCGACAGCCUCGUCGACAUGCAGCUCGCCCACGCCAAGGCCACCAAAAUCUUCGUCAACGGCGUCUGGAUGGGCACCCACGACGACCCUGGCCAGCUCGUCGACACCCUCCGUGACCUCCGUCGCAAGGACGACAUCUCCCACGAAGUCUCCGUCGUUCGCGACAUCCGAGAGCGCGAACUCCGCAUCUACACCGACGCCUCCCGUGUCCUCCGUCCCGUCUACAUCGUCAACCCGUCCGACAUGUCGCUCUUCAUCAAGAAGCGACACGUCAACAUGAUCGGCCAGCCCGACCCGCAGACCGGCGAGGAGUUCGGCUGGACCCAGCUCGUCCAGGAGGGCGUCAUCGAGUACCUCGACGCCGAGGAAGAGGAGUCCGCCCUCAUCUGCAUGUCCACCACCGACCUCGAGCAGUCCCGCGAGUACCAGGCCCGGAACGGCCAGGUCAACCUCCACUCCGCCGAUCCCUCCGCCCGCCUCAAGUCUCCGCACUACAUCGCCCCCGCCACAUGGACCCACUGUGAAAUCCACCCCGCGAUGGUGCUGGGCAUCUGCGCCAGCAUCAUCCCCUUCCCGGACCACAACCAGAGUCCGAGAAAUGUAUACCAAAGUGCGAUGGGCAAGCAAGCCGUGUCGAUCCCCAUCUCGAACUUCCUUACGAGAGCGGAUUCGAUGAAUCAUGUCCUCCAAUAUCCGCAAAAGCCGCUUGGAACGACUCGAUCGAUGGAGCAUCUGCGUUUCCGAGAGCUUCCAGCCGGUCAAAAUGCGAUCGUCGCCAUCAUGUGCUACUCGGGGUACAACCAGGAAGAUUCCGUGAUCAUGAACCAGUCGUCGAUCGACCGUGGCUUGUUCCGCUCGUUAUACUACCGAGGCUACGUGGCCGAGGAGAAGAAGGUGGGUGUGAUGCAGCUGGAGGAGUUCGAAAAGCCGAGCCGCGAUACGACGAUCCGCAUGAAGCACGGCACCUACGACAAGAUCGACGCCGAUGGGUUCUGCGCACCAGGCACACGUGUUUCGGGCGACGACGUGAUCAUCGGCAAGACGGCACCGCUACCGCCGGAUUCGGAGGAGUUGGGAAUGCGAUCGAAGCUGCACACCAAGAAGGACGCGAGUAUCUCGCUCAAGUCGACGGAGAACGGCAUCAUCGACCAGGUGCUACUGACGACCAACUCGCACGGCAACAAGUUCGUCAAGGUGCGUGUGCGCAACACGCGUAUUCCGCAGACGGGCGACAAGUUUGCCUCGCGUCACGGUCAGAAGGGUACGAUCGGUAUCACAUACAGGCAGGAGGACAUGCCGUUCUCGGCGGAAGGUGUGACGCCGGACAUCAUCAUCAACCCGCACGCCAUUCCGUCGCGAAUGACCAUCGGACACUUGGUCGAGUGUCUGUUGUCCAAGGUGGCGGCGCUGUCGGGCCAGGAAGGUGAUGCGACGCCGUUUACGGAGCUGACGGUGGAAGCUGUGUCUUCGAUCCUGCGUGGCUUGGGCUACCAGUCGCGUGGUCUCGAGGUCAUGUACCACGGCCACACAGGACGCAAGCUGCAGGCACAGGUGUAUCUCGGACCGACGUACUACCAGCGUCUGAAGCACAUGGUGGACGACAAGAUCCACUCGCGAGCGCGUGGACCGGUGCAGAUCCUGACGCGCCAGCCGGUCGAGGGUCGAUCGCGUGGCGGUGGUCUGCGAUUCGGAGAGAUGGAGCGCGACUGCAUGAUUGCGCACGGCAUUGCUGGGUUCCUCAAGGAGCGUAUGUUUGACGUUUCGGAUCCGUACCGCAUCCACGUGUGCGAUCUGUGCGGUCUGACGGCGCUGGCGAACCUCAAGAAGGGCACGUACGAGUGCCGAUCGUGCCGCAACAGGACGGCCAUUUCGCAGAUCCACAUCCCGUAUGCGGCCAAGCUGCUGAUGCAGGAGUUGAUGAGUGUCAAUGUCGCCCUGCGUCUGUACUAG
Molecule: messenger RNA, 3726 nt
Organism: Sporisorium graminicola
Lineage: Eukaryota; Fungi; Basidiomycota; Ustilaginomycetes; Ustilaginales; Ustilaginaceae
Exons: 1
Coding region: 1-3726 (1241 amino acids)
Biological process (GO): DNA-templated transcription
Cellular component (GO): RNA polymerase II, core complex
Molecular function (GO): DNA binding; DNA-directed RNA polymerase activity; ribonucleoside binding
Source: RefSeq, a predicted model, not a curated record